AUGAAUCCGCCGAGCGAAGAUAAGGACCUUAGGGAGAAAAACAUAGUGCCGACUGAAAAUCCCAAUGAUGCGCAAACUCUGACUGAAAAAGAAGUCCAUGAAGUUGAUCAUCGUCAUGAAAUUGAACCCGAAGCUCUUGUCAACGAAGAUGAUCACUCCGAUGCAUCGACGAUAUCUGAAGCCGUCAACAACAACGGCGAGAACGACGGCGAUCGAGACCUAGAAGGAUCCUCAGAAGUCGUCCGACGCAUCACAACAGAACUCGGUCCACCCAUAACAAUCCCCCGACUAAAACGUCGUGGACUUUUCGCCCAAUUAGCCAUCAUCCCCGAAAUAGAGAAUGGAAAGACAUACCCUCGACGAACGAAAUGGUACAUCACCGCAAUCGCUGCAGUGGGCGGUGUCGCUGCACCGCUUGGAUCGGCCAUUUUCUUGCCAUCGCUACAUCAGGUUGCGACUGAUUUGAAUUCGACGCCAACCAUUGUCAACUUGUCUAUUGCCUUGUAUAUGUUGGCCAUGUCGAUUUUCCCGCUUUGGUGGUCGUCUUUCAGUGAGGCCUUCGGACGACGGUCAAUUUAUAUUGUUUCUUUUGCCCUUUUUGCGCUCUUUAAUGUGCUCGGCGCCAUUUCUCAUAGUAUUGGCAUGCUGAUUGUCAUGCGAUUGUUGGCAGGUGGAGCAUCAGCAUCUGUUCAAGCUGUUGGCGCUGGCACAAUAGCAGAUAUUUGGGAGAUCAAAGAGCGAGGCCAGGCAAUGGGCUAUUUCUACCUUGGACCUCUUUGCGGACCACUAUUCGCGCCUAUCAUUGGCGGUGCAUUGGCCGAAAGAUGGGGUUGGCGAUCUACCAUGUGGUUCAUGGUCAUCUUCGGUGGUAUCGUUUGGAUUCUCAUCCUGUUCGGAUUGCCAGAAACGUUGGCGGUGCGAAAGAGUCCCAUUCUACAAUCGGAUCCAGCCACGGAAACUCAUCUGGAAAGAAGCACCAGCCGCGUAUCCUCCAAAGUCGCACAAAACAGUGCAAAGGUCUUGAAGACCCUGAAAAUAAUGCUUGUUGACCCACUCUCAAUUAUUUUGUAUCUGAAAUUCUUCCCUAUUGCCUUGACGAUCUACUACGCGGCGAUCAGUUUUGGUUCCUUGUAUGUACUCAACAUCAGCAUUCAAGAGACAUUCGGAGCUGCGCCGUACAACUUUUCCACCUUGAUACUGGGUUUACUCUACAUCCCUAAUUCGCUCGGGUACUUGAUUGCGAGUAUCGUGGGCGGAAAAUGGAUGGACAAAAUCAUGCAUCGUGAGGCUGUUAAAGCAGGCAGAUUCGACGAAAAGGGGCGUCCGAUCUAUAUUCCCGAAGACCGUAUGAAGGAGAAUGCUUGGUUGGGAGCUUGCCUAUACCCUGCCGCGCUGCUUAUGUAUGGAUGGACUGUGGAGUACCACGUGCAUUGGAUUGUGCCGAUGAUUGCAAACUUCGGCUUCGGAAUAGGAUGUAUGCUAAUCUUCGCCCUCGUCACAACAAUGCUCACCGAGAUUCUACCCCGCAAAUCUUCAGCUGGCGUAGCUCUCAAUAACUUCGUUCGAAAUAUCUUCUCCUGCAUCGGAGCGGUAGUCACGUCCCCAAUCAUCAGCGGCAUUGGGAAUGGAUGGUUGUUUACGAUCUUGGCCCUCGUCGGCUUUAUUUCUGGUGUGACUGUUUUGGUACUUAUGAAGAAGUAUGGACCGAGAUGGAGGGAGAAGGGUAUUGAUCAGUAA
Messenger RNA from Talaromyces marneffei, 1737 nucleotides. RefSeq lists its product as uncharacterized. NCBI's taxonomy places the organism in Eukaryota, Fungi, Ascomycota, Eurotiomycetes, Eurotiales, Trichocomaceae. The coding region runs from base 1 to 1737 and encodes 578 amino acids. Gene Ontology annotation, biological process: intracellular polyamine homeostasis; transmembrane transport. The transcript is spliced from 3 exons. Gene Ontology annotation, molecular function: polyamine transmembrane transporter activity. The record is from RefSeq and is a predicted model, not a curated record.